AUGAAAGCAGUUUAGGCUCCUUCUUCUUUUCUUUUUUCUUUGGCUCUACCACUGUAAUUUGAAACACGUUGUAUGUCUCUUUUGUGUAGAUAAAAAUCAAGAAACAAAAAGAAAAUGGACUUAUUUGUAAUGGUAGUGAGGGCAUCAGGAAUUGGCGACGGUGGUGAGAAGAAAUACAACUACAAGGUGAGAGCAUGGACAAACCAAGAUGAUCCGCGCCAAACAAAGAUUACAACCAACUCAGAUCCUGAGUUUCGUGAGGUUCUGCACCUUCCUCAACACAAGGCUGCAUCGUUUCUCAACUUGGAGUUGUUCAGUGUAAAUCCAACUGACACGGACCGAUUUUUUAUUGGGAGAGCAAACACAGCACUGCCCAUGAAGACAAAUGCUAAUGUGUACCGUAAAAUCAAACUUGAGAACUUGGACACCAUUGGAAAUAUCGUAACUGUUGGUUAUCUUCAAGUGUAUCUUGGCCUCGAGACUGGUUAAGGCAAUUUGCUGACCAAUCUAAUGUUUGCUUCUAUGCUUCUGAUCCAUGUUUGACGAAUACAGCAGUUGCCAGUUUGUGUUUUAAUGUAAUGUAGCAAACGUAAACAUUUUUUUCUUUUUAGGGGGUCAACUUACAAAGUCACAAUAAUAUUACAUCGUUAAGUUUUUAA
Messenger RNA from Capsella rubella, 659 nucleotides. RefSeq lists its product as uncharacterized. Lineage: Eukaryota; Viridiplantae; Streptophyta; Magnoliopsida; Brassicales; Brassicaceae. The record is from RefSeq and is a predicted model, not a curated record. Bases 115 to 489 code for a protein of 124 amino acids. The transcript is spliced from 2 exons.